This is a messenger RNA of Dendroctonus ponderosae (mountain pine beetle), 1207 nucleotides long. RefSeq names its product pickpocket protein 28-like. Gene Ontology annotation, biological process: sodium ion transmembrane transport. The coding region runs from base 163 to 1173 and encodes 336 amino acids. The transcript has 9 exons. Lineage: Eukaryota; Metazoa; Arthropoda; Insecta; Coleoptera; Curculionidae. The record is from RefSeq and is a predicted model, not a curated record. Gene Ontology annotation, cellular component: membrane. Gene Ontology annotation, molecular function: ligand-gated sodium channel activity.
UUUGGUGGGUUUUUCAAACCAGGGCCAAUUUGCAGGUCGGAUGUUGAGAAGAAGCUUUUGGACGAUUCCUGCAAUGGCAACGCCUCGUUUGAUAUUACUGAGAACAUCAGUUGGCAAUCAUUAAGGGACUUUUUAGUUAAGGUGGGAAAUUCAUGUUCAGAUAUGCUCAAAUCCUGCCAGUGGGGAAGUCAAUAUGUGGACUGCGAUGAAGUUUUUAACAACGAUUUAACCGACGAGGGAUUAUGCUGUUCCUUCAACCGAUUGCCUCCGAGUCUGAUUUUUCGCAACCUGAAGGAUAUUAGCAUUUUAAACCAAACAUUCCCCAAUAAUGUCUACGAUUGGAAUGCGGAAAAGGGCUUUGAAGAUGCGGAAUAUGGAGAAUUUACCAUUCCUAGAAGACCACUUGGGGCGGGAGCUCAUUUAGGACUGUCUGUAGUGUUGGAUGCUCAGGUCGCCAACUAUCACUGCUCAUCAACUCGCAGCAUUGGAUUCAAAGUUAUUUUAGCAAAUCCCAUUGAAACUCCAAAAAUGGCCGAUUUCGGUUUCCUGAUUAGCCCAGGCUUUGAAACUCGUGUUACAAUCGAGCCUUCAGUCCGGGAAGCGACCGAGACCUUAAGGGAUGUGGCUGUUCAAAAAAGACAGUGCUAUUUUUCCAACGAACGCCCUUUGCAGUAUUACCGAUUCUAUUCCCAGAGAAACUGCCUGCUAGAGUGCCAGUCGAACUACACAUUGAACUUAUGUGAAUGCGUGCCUUACUAUCUACCCAAAAACAAGCAAAUAAAAUACUGCGGGAAAAUUGAGAAGUUUUGUGUGGAAACCGCGAAAAACGAUAUGGAAACUGUGGUUGGAAAUGGUUCCACCAGUCUCUUCAAAAUAUUUCACGUUAGUCUUGCAUGUGUCUCUUCACCCCAUUCUAGUGCAAGAACUUUUAGGCAAAAUAUGGCAGUGGUUCAGUUCUAUUUCUACAAUUCAAAGUUUACCAAGGAGCUGAAGAGCCAGCUGUAUGGAUUCACCGAAAUUCUAUCCAAUGUUGGAGGCUUAUUGAGUCUCUGCUUGGGAUUCAGUUUCCUCAGUUUGGUGGAAAUUUUCUACUUCAUCACUUUGCGACUUUGCUGCGAAGUGUUCCACAGGAAAGUGACGAGGAACCAGAAACUUAUUCCAUUUUUGCGGUAAUCGUCCAAUAGCAGCAGAUCAAGAAAAAUAUGAA